AAUUUCGCAGAGAGUUUCAGGGAAUCACUUGUUUACAUUUACCCUGAUAUUCGACGAAAACCAGGAUGGAUCAGUAUCCCGAUGAAAACGAGGAGUUCGAGCUGCAGUACCAAGAAGAAUUGGACCUGCUGGAGGACCUGCCGGACGAGCUUAUCGAUGCACCCUGCACCUCGAAACAAGCGGCGGAAAAACAAAAGGAAAACAGGGCUCCGGCGGCCUUAAAGGAUAUUUCCCAUUUGGGAAACUCCACGCUGGGAUCACCACAACUGUCGCAGAUUACCUUUGGAGCCAGUCAAUUGGAGGGGGAUGACGGAACUUCAGGUGGAGGCCAUGUCAAUCGCCGACUCUUUGGGACUCCAAAAGGCCCUUCGGCGGGCAGGGGCUGCUCCACGCCCUUCCAGCGAAUGCCUGCCAUUCAGGAACUGGAGAACACGCAACUAACGAGCAGGGGAUUCGCGCAGGAAAAGCCUAACGAAGCUGCUAACCAGCUUCAAGAAGUCGGCCUCAAAAACGCCAAUAAGCGGCGUUUGGAACGAGAUCUCUUCGGGGACAUCGACGAUCUCUUUCACGAGUCCUACGAGGAUCCCAUGGUAAAGAAAGCUCGAACCGAGGAACAGCGCGACCAUGAAGCCAUCGACAAGAUCCUGGAGCUGCGGCGGAAAAUGCGGGAGUCCAGCAAAACGCUGCGGAAGGAUGAUGUUAGUCGCCUGAAGGCCCUGCACGACUUCAAGAUGAGGAACCUCUCGUACGAUAUUCCCAACUGGCCCUUCUUGGCAAUUCAGAGAAGUGACCUUGAACGGAUCUAUGUUCGAUUCCACUCCGAGGACUGCGAACGACGCCAAUUGGACAUGAUCAGCGCCAGGGGCGAAGUUGUGGGCAGUCUCUUGGGCGAAGCCAAAGAGAAAAUAUGGCAGGAAGCUGGCGAAAUAGUCUUAAGUCGCGCAACAGCCGAAUCCGAGGCAGAUGUAACCCUCGUACCCUCCGAUGCGGAACCAGGCCGCCUGUGGGUCGACAAAUACAAGCCGAGGAAGUACAUCGACCUGCUCUCCGACGAAAUGACCAACAGGAGUCUUCUCUACUGGCUGAAGAUGUGGGACAAAGUGGUCUUUGGCAAGGCCUUCCACAGCAAGCAGGAACAGGAGGCAGCAGCGAGUGAAAGUGGUGGGGGAGGAGCUAACAACCAGCUGAACAGCUUCAACAAGCGCACUGGAAAGUUCGAGUCCAACGGCGGCUGGCGGCAGCGCAAGUCUCGCCAAGCCCUCAACACGAAUGUGGAUGCCAUGGGCAGGCCCAUGCAAAAGGUGGCCUUGCUAUGCGGUCCUCCAGGUCUGGGGAAAACCACACUGGCCCACACAAUCGCCCGCCAUGCUGGCUAUAACGUCCGAGAGAUCAACGCCUCCGACGAUCGCAGUCCAGAGGCCUUCAAGCUGGCUCUGGAGAACGGCACCCAAAUGUCAUCGGUGCUGAAUGCAGACAAACGGCCCAAUUGCAUAAUUUUAGAUGAAAUCGAUGGCGCACCUCGACAAUCAAUCGAAUACCUGGUGAAAUUUAUAAGCGAUGGCGUAUACAGCAAAGUGAAAGCCAAGGGCGCCAAAGCUGAACACAAUGUUCUAAAGCGACCCAUCAUCUGUAUUUGCAAUGAUGUCUAUGAUCCCGCCCUGCGUCCAUUGAGGCAAGUUGCUUUUGUGGUCACUUUUCCACCCAUCGAUGCUGCGCGUCUAGCGGAAAGAUUAGUUAAGAUUGCCCACAGAGAGGAGCUGAAAACGGACUUUGGUUCACUGAUAGCUUUGGCUGAGAAAUCUGGCAAUGAUGUGAGGAGUUGUAUAUCAUCCAUGCAGUUCUUUAAUGCCCAAAAACACAGUCUUACUCUGCAAGAUGUGCUCAAUAAUAAUCUAGGACAGAAGGACAGACACCAAGGUCUUUUCGCAGUUUGGGAUGCCAUUUUCCGAAUACAACGUCCCCGGAAAACUCUCCAGGCAGACGCGAACAAAAACGACGAGCCCGCCCAAGUCACAAUGACCAAUACGUCUGUUAGCACACGAGUUCGCAAUGUUCUGGAUGCUGUCCAUUCCAGUGGUGAUUUCGAAAGACUUACCCAAGGUGUCUAUGAGAACUACCUGCAACAGAAGAUGCCCGAUCCGAACUUCACGGGCGUGUGCGAGGCGCUCAAAUGGUUCUGCUUCACGGAUACGGUGCAGCAUCAGAUCAGCAGACAGCAGAACUACAGUGUGUACCCGUACCUGCAGUACGGCUUCGUCGUCUGGCACUUGCUGUUUGCCACACUGGCCUGGCCGAAAAUUGCAUUUCCCACGCGUGGCUUUGAGCUCCAGCAGAAGAGCACCAACCAGCGGAACAUCUUCCAGGCCCUGAGCAAAGGUGUCACCACCCAGGCUUUGGGCGUGGGUCAGGGCAGGACUCUGCUGCUCGAUACGGUGCCGCUCCUGAAGAGGAUUCUCUCGCCGCAGCUGCGUUCCGUGGCGGUGCAGUUGCUGUCCUUAAAGGAGCAGCAGGAUCUGCGCCACACCAUCGAGGUGAUGGUCGAUCUCGGUCUGACUUUCGUUCAGGUGAAGUCCCAGGAAGGACACUAUGUCUUCCAGACGGAACCGGAUCUGGAUGCACUCAGUGCCUUUCCAGGCUUCUCUGGACUCACGCUUCCCUACUUCAGUCGCCAGCUGAUAGCCCGCGAGGUGGACCUGGAAAGGAUACGGCGGGCUGCCCCCAAGGGUGGGGAACCCUCAACUGCCGCUGCGAAGAAGAAAACCCCGGGAGCUGCAUCUCAGCUGCCCAACCAUUUGCAAACACUGAAGCCGAAGCCAAUUUCGGCGCCUAAUAUGCGCAGUGCUCCCAAACAGCAGCUCACGAAGGACUUCUUCGGUCGAGUAACCCACAAAUCGUCUUCAACCAGUUCAGCAGCGGAAGCCAAAACCGAUGCUAUUGUGAAGAGCCCCAUUUGGUACCGCUAUAAGGAAGGAUUCAACAAUGCUGUCCGCAAGGAUGUUCACAUACACGAACUGCUCUAGACAACCUUCAUAGAUUUUGUACAAUUUUAAGUCAACAAAAUUAUUUAUUAAACAAAAAAGUAAAA
Molecule: messenger RNA, 3085 nt
Organism: Drosophila ficusphila
Lineage: Eukaryota; Metazoa; Arthropoda; Insecta; Diptera; Drosophilidae
Gene: cutlet
Product: chromosome transmission fidelity protein 18 homolog
Exons: 12
Coding region: 66-3020 (984 amino acids)
Molecular function (GO): ATP hydrolysis activity; ATP binding
Source: RefSeq, a predicted model, not a curated record